AACUUGUAUUAGAGAAUUUGCGGUAAUAUUCUCUUUGAUAAUAUUCAAGUUCAACGGAAUGGCUGAAUCGCUUUUUGAUAUUUUUGGAGAUCAUUUGUCGAGGCAAGCCGUGAAAAAUGUUUCGCGGCAGCCGUUAUCUAAUAUCGAAAAUAUGGGAAAAACUGUGUCUUCUGGGCCGAUCAAACCCAAUGAACCCGUGAAGAAAGGUGAAAUUAAGAAAUCUUUUCUUUCAAAUACUGGAAAAGCGUUACAAAGUACACCGAUGCGGAAGGCUUUUACACCGCGCGCUAUCAAUGUCGGCUCGCUGAUAUACAGCGACGCAGAUGCAAAUAUUAAAGACAAAGGUUUUAAUUUUGAUGAAAUAGAGUUCACUAAACCUAAAUAUAAAUAUGAUAAUUAUCACAAGGACCUCCUGGACUUUCUGCCUGUGCCAGAACCAGAAAUAACAAAACACAUUUCUCCACCAAAUACACCACCUCCCGCAAGCAGAAAUCACAGCUUUGAAUUUGAUUGUUCGUACCAGGAUGAGUUCUUUACAGAUGAUUUCUCAAACGAGAGCAUUCCAGAUGACGAUCUGGGUCUUCCAGAUAUUUAUUAAAAUAGGAUUAUAUUAAUUUUUCAAAUGCACUUUUCUUGAUUUGUUUUUAAUUACAGUAAUAUAUUUACAUAGAAUUGAUUAACUGGCAAGUUUCACCGGUUGCCACUAAGGAGAUUUGACGUAAGACGUAACCAAUGAGUUUAUGGUAUAUGUUUCUUUCUACCCAUUUUAUUUAUGGGAUAUUUUUAUUCACUUUCUAUGUAUCUAAAAUAAGUUUAUUGACUGAAUUGAAACCAGCCCUUAUGGCCACCCUUAUGUUACGUCCAGCUGUUAAAAUGUAUUUGUAACUUAUUUGCAAGACAAUCCUUAUUCACAAUCUGUGAAACAUGCCCUAAGCUUAAAGCACUUUUUGUAAGAUUUCCAAAAUACCAGUAUAUUGGUACUUUCAUAUUCUCAAAUGAAAUUAAAAAUAUUAAGGUAGCUUGUAGAGUUUAAAGAUAAAUGAAAAAUGUUGAAGAUAUGUAAACAGUAUUAAUUGUUUUCGGAUAUUAUUGUUAAAUAAAAGAUUUGCUACAAUA
Molecule: messenger RNA, 1116 nt
Organism: Melitaea cinxia (Glanville fritillary)
Lineage: Eukaryota; Metazoa; Arthropoda; Insecta; Lepidoptera; Nymphalidae
Exons: 4
Coding region: 59-598 (179 amino acids)
Source: RefSeq, a predicted model, not a curated record